ACGUGAACUACUAAGGAAAGCGCCUGCGCGUUUUAUGUUGGCUCGAAAUAUUUAUUCUCGCCACCUGGAUUUAACAUGCGUGACGUUAGGUUUUGACAGCCGUAUAAAUAAGGCUCUAAUAGCAAACUUACCCAAAGACAGGAGCGGUGUUUGCGCUUGGCUACGUGUGUGCGUCUCCUCCUGCUGAAGAGCUGGGUGGGUGAUGAGGGUGCAGAGGUGGGCCGAGCUCAGUCUGAAAGCUCCGUUCCUGGUGUCUCUGUGUGGAAAGCGGCGGCCCUCCUCUUCACAUCCACAGCCCUGGAGACACGUGUUUGGGUUCCGCAGUCGCAGCUCCAGCGCGGUGAUGGCAGAAGAGGCGAAGAAACUGGCGGCGUACGCUGCUGUGGACAACCACAUACAGAAUAACCAGGUGGUCGGAGUGGGAAGUGGCUCCACUAUAGUCUACGCUGUGGACAGGCUGGCUGAGAGAGUCAGGCAGGAGAAGCUGAACAUUGUAUGUGUUCCCACGUCCUUCCAGGCUCGUCAGCUGAUCCUCCAACACGGCCUCUCUCUGUCAGAUCUAGACAGACACCCAGAGCUGGAUGUAGCGAUUGAUGGAGCUGACGAGGUGGAUGCUUCGCUCACUCUUAUUAAGGGAGGCGGAGGAUGCUUGACUCAGGAGAAAAUUGUAGCUGGCUGUGCCAAACACUUCAUUGUCAUUGCUGACUACAGGAAGGACUCGAGGGCGCUGGGGCAGCAGUGGAAGAAAGGUGUGCCAGUUGAAGUGAUCCCCAUGGCCUAUGUGCCUGUGUCCAGGGCCAUCGCCCGCCGCUUCGGAGGAGAAGCUGUGCUGAGAAUGGCCGUCAGUAAAGCGGGCCCUGUGGUGACUGAUAACAGCAACUUUAUCCUGGACUGGAAAUUUGAGCAUGCUCAGAACUGGAAAGAGGUCAACACUGCCAUCAAAAUGAUCCCAGGUGUGGUAGAGACCGGGCUGUUUGUAGGAAUGGCUGAGCGGGUUUACUUUGGGAUGGAAGAUGGAAGUGUGAAGAUCAGAGACCCUCCUGUUAACUGAAAGAGAAAGCUUUUCUCUCCUGCUGCAAAGACCAGCCUGACACCACAAGUGCCAGUGGAGUACAUACUCGUGCAGCUCGUACAGUGCCGUCUACAGGGAAUAACAACAGCUCCUGCUGGGAGAGAGACACGCAACCACAACAUUUCCUGUUCUCUCAUGAAGGCUUGUGUGUAUGAAAAGCAGACUUAUACACACUCGCCAUCAUCAGGGGGUCAAAUGUUAUUUUUUUCUUUAUUUUGUUUUCCUCUGUGUUGUUCACCAUCCUGUUACUUUUCCUUUGUCCUCUAGACCAACUAGAGCUGCAUUGUCGGACAGGGAUUAAGCAUAGUCUUGGACUAAAUUAGUCAUCAGUGAUUGAAAAUACUUUUUGUGUAGGACUAGGCUUGGUUUGUGCCCUUAGUGUCUGUCUGCCUUUUGUGAUUUUCAACACAUUAUGAUUGCUGUCAUUUAUGCAUUUCUCCAAACAUGUUCAUUUGAAAACCAUUGCUUGAUGUAUUUUGACCUGUGCCUCAUACAUCUUCCUGUUGAUUUGCUGUUGCCUUCUAUUUUAAAACUCACUCAUCUUUUUUGUUAAAUUGAACCAAAGCAUGAAAGAGAUGUGAGAUUUGCUAAAUAUAGAACUAACACUGCGGGUAAAUACUACUUAAAGGUGCACGGAUACUUUUUUUGUGCCACUUGGAUAUAAACUUUGAUUUACGGUAUUUUCUAGUAUCUAGAAUUGAUAGAUUGCAUUUAAUUGUCAAUUUGUUCCAGAUUUUUACCUCAGUUUUCAGUUGGCUGUUCCACCCAUUAUGAUCUGUGUAAACAAUGUUAAUUUUUAUAUCAAAAUAAUCAAAUGGUACAUACAGUUUUAGUUCUGGGGCCACCAUUAAUGUAGUUUCUGUUCAUGUCAGACUGAUCAUUUCUGCUCAAAUUUGGGGGGAAAAUGUUGACAUCAAGUGAUUUGGUUCACCUAGUUACUAAUACCAACACUGCUAAUGAAACAGCAGGUUUGUACUUCUAAUGCAGUUUCUUAAAGAGUGAUGCAGUACUUUGGAGGUUAGAGCUUUGAUCAGUGCCCAAGAGUUGCUGAAGACAUGCUUGGCAGCUCUGUAUACAGUUCCUGGGUGAGUAGCUGUCAUUAGGUAACAGUGGUGAAACCUCAGUCAGCCAGAAUCAUCAGUCAGCUGAAUUUUGACUGAAUUUGUAUGAUUUAUAUAAUGUGCCUAUUAACAGACAGUGGUCAGGGAUUUUAAAUAGCACUGUAGUUUCUGGUAACCUGGCUCAACUCAGAUCUUCAGGCCUUACCUUAGGCCCACUCAGCUUUCUUAUGUUAAUACAGAUGUUUGUCUGACUUUCCUUUUAAGUCACUGUGACUUUUAAGUAACGUAAUAUUAAACACACCAGCUUUAUGUUGAAGUUUCUGUACCAGUACUACUGUGACUUUUAGGGUUUUGAUUAAGUGAAUGGCAUCCUAAAAUGUUGUAAAGACCAAUCUCAUUAAAAAAAAGAACAACC
Colossoma macropomum (tambaqui) is the source of this 2548-nucleotide messenger RNA. It is a transcript of the gene rpia, whose product is annotated as ribose 5-phosphate isomerase A (ribose 5-phosphate epimerase). The transcript has 9 exons. NCBI's taxonomy places the organism in Eukaryota, Metazoa, Chordata, Actinopteri, Characiformes, Serrasalmidae. Gene Ontology annotation, cellular component: intracellular membrane-bounded organelle. Gene Ontology annotation, molecular function: ribose-5-phosphate isomerase activity. Gene Ontology annotation, biological process: pentose-phosphate shunt, non-oxidative branch; D-ribose metabolic process. The coding region runs from base 203 to 1051 and encodes 282 amino acids. The record is from RefSeq and is a predicted model, not a curated record.